This is a messenger RNA of Hypanus sabinus (Atlantic stingray), 9333 nucleotides long. It is a transcript of the gene spopla, whose product is annotated as speckle type BTB/POZ protein like a. Gene Ontology annotation, biological process: regulation of proteolysis; proteasome-mediated ubiquitin-dependent protein catabolic process. The transcript is spliced from 12 exons. Gene Ontology annotation, molecular function: ubiquitin protein ligase binding. Bases 221 to 1399 code for a protein of 392 amino acids. Gene Ontology annotation, cellular component: cytoplasm; nucleus. The record is from RefSeq and is a predicted model, not a curated record. NCBI's taxonomy places the organism in Eukaryota, Metazoa, Chordata, Chondrichthyes, Myliobatiformes, Dasyatidae.
UGGUUCUGCUUGUACCUUCUGCUGAAGAACUCCAAUGCAAGCGUCAGUUUUCUGGCAAUGACUCCAUUCUAGCCAAUAUACAAUAUUCCUGAGUGAAGGUUGCAUUCCCCAGAUAAUUGGGAUUUGCAGAUUGAAAAGGGCAACCACAGAGUUAUUGCCAUUAGGAGAAGGCCUGAAAUUUGCUGUGGCGUAAAGGUUCAAAACGGUGGACAAGCUGGCAAUGUCAAGGGUGCCAACACCCCCUCCGCCUGGAGAAAUGUCUAGUGGACCUGUGGCAGAGAGUUGGUGUUACACCCAGGUAAAAGUGGUGAAGUUCUCCUACAUGUGGACCAUCAAUAACUUUAGCUUUUGUCGAGAGGAAAUGGGUGAAGUGUUAAAGAGCUCAACUUUCUCAUCCGGCCCAAAUGAUAAAAUGAAGUGGUGCCUCAGAGUAAACCCAAAGGGUUUAGAUGAAGAAAGCAAAGACUACCUUUCCUUAUAUUUGCUUUUAGUUAGUUGUCCAAAAAGUGAAGUUCGAGCAAAAUUUAAAUUUUCUUUAUUGAAUGCAAAAAGAGAAGAAACAAAAGCUAUGGAAAGUCAAAGGGCAUAUCGAUUUGUCCAAGGCAAGGACUGGGGUUUCAAAAAGUUUAUCCGUAGAGACUUCCUUCUAGAUGAAGCGAAUGGUCUUCUUCCAGAUGAUAAACUUACACUGUUUUGUGAAGUGAGUGUAGUUCAAGAUUCUGUUAAUAUAUCCGGCCAAUCAAAUAUGAAUACAUUAAAAGUUCCAGAAUGUCGUCUAGCAGAUGAUUUGGGGAAUCUAUUGGAAAGUUCUAGAUUCACAGAUUGCUCCCUUUAUGUAGGAGGGCAAGAAUUUAAAGCUCACAAAUCAAUUUUAGCAGCUCGUUCUCCUGUUUUUAAUGCUAUGUUUGAACAUGAAAUGAAAGAAAGUAAGAGGAAUAGAGUAGAAAUUAAUGAUGUAGAUCCAGAAGUUUUUAAAGAAAUGAUGAGAUUUAUCUACACAGGAAAAGCACCAAAUCUUGAUAAAAUGGCUGACAACCUGUUAGCAGCUGCAGACAAAUAUGCACUAGAUCGACUAAAGGUCAUGUGUGAAGAAACUUUGUGUAGUAACCUCUCAGUUGAAAAUGUUGCAGAAAUUCUCAUUCUUGCAGAUUUGCACAGCGCAGAGCAACUGAAAGCACAAGCAAUAGACUUCAUUAACAGGUGCAGUGUUCUCCGACAACUUGGGUGUAAGGAUGGGAAAAACUGGAGUAACAACCAUGCCACUGACGUAAUGGAGACAGAAGGCUGGAAAUCGAUGAUCCACUCCCACCCUCAUUUAGUUGCAGAGGCCUUCCGAGCACUAGCAACGGCACAGUGCCCUACUUUUGGUAUUCCACGCAAACGAUUAAAACAGUCGUAAUUGUGCUAGAGGACUUUAGGUACUGAUCUUGCUACUGACUUUGUGUAGAGGUAUUUCUACCUUGCACCCACCCAUGCAGGAUGAAGACUUCGUCAGUUGCAUACACAGGACACAACCUGAACUUUAACCGUCUUUUAAUUGCUCUGCUGAAGGAUGUGUUCAAGUAUGGUCUUCAGCUUUAAAUUAGUUUACAUGCUUUUCUCUCAGCCACUUAAACAGCCUUAAAUAUUUUUCAUCCUUCUAGUUCAGUUUAAAUAUUUUUUAUGUUUCCUUAUUUUUUAAAUUAAUGUGUGCCUUGUCAAAAGACUAGGCUAUGCAGAAUUGCAUCAGAAACCAAAAUGCAGAACCAUCCAUUGAAUAGUUGAAAAAGGCAAAUGUACCUUCUAACACUUUUCUAAGUGUUUGCUCUUUCACAUGAAAGUAUAAUUAAUAAUUAACUUCCCUGCAAAUCUGUCUAUUAACCUUAAUUAGCCAACAAUUGGAGCAGUUAGCUAUAACCACUCACCUUUCAAUAUUAGUUUUCAAUUGUGAUUUUCCUCAAUACACAUUUGCAUUAUGGAUACUGUUAAAAUUCUGCAUGACAGCCUGAAAGGGAUGUACCAUUCAAUAGCACAUGUCCUUAUUGGGCCAGUGGUAUAUGAAGUACGUGGUUGGUUUGUGAACCACCAUUUUCUUUUCAGUGUUUGUAAACUUUGUUUACAGUUUGGAAUUUCUACUGUACAGAUUUUUUUUUGAAGAUUAAAUUCACAAUUUUGGCAGAAAUGUUAAAGACCUUUGUUACAAUUGUGUGAAAAUGGUUUGUAAUGUUCAGCAACCUUCUAGAACUUGAGAUUGCAACAUAACUGAAGUAGAAACACUAUAAUUUGUGAUACUGAUGUACCAAAACAUUGGAAUGAUUCAAUUAAAUAUAUUUAACUUGAAUAACAAAAGAGCAUUUCUGAAGACUAUCCCUUUAAAAUUCCCAAAACAAUGUUAAGACACUGAAGAUCACCUGAUCAAAUUAAUUUUUCCAGAAUAUGUUUACGAUAUUUCUAUCCCUUUAACUUCACAAGAAUUUUCUGUUCACCUUACUUUCCUUGAGGUGCUGAUUCUUUUGGAUCUAGAUCCAUGGGUGCUGGCCGCCCACCACCAUCCAGUAUCUCACCCAAGUGGCUGUGGCUCAAGUGUGACUUUCAUAUGGCUAUUUUAACCACUGGGGGACAGUCAAGCAUAUUGCAGUACUCACCCAACAUGCAGCUUGGAUGGCAAUCAGAAGUGAGAACCCUGGAUAAUUUCCCAUUUUACCCAAGUGGGUUUAUAGCCCACUAGAGCAGCUCUGCUGCUAGUUCAGCUAAACCAUCUAGCUCAGCACAGCUUAGCAUUUGAAACAGAUUUUCCUGGUACAUGUGGCUCAGUGACUCACUGGAUAAACUUACUGAGCCACUGAGGAGAAUUCCAUUUUUAGAUUGAACAGGUAUUGUAAUCAAGUCAUUUGUCUGAGACACUGCUAAGGUAACACUGUAAAUUUUGUAGAAAACUCCACAUUUCAGAACAAUGAUUUUUGCAAUGCCUCAAAUUGACGUUACAUGGCAAUUGAUUUGCUUAUGUUUUGCUAUUUUAUUUAUUAUGCAUCAAUAUAUUUCAUAAAAAAGACUUGUGUUAGGUUAAAGAAACUUUGUAAAACUUUAUAAAUGCAAUUGAAUGCACUAAUUUGUAUCAGCAGUAGGCUAAUUUGUUCAUUCUGUAGGCUAUUGUUUCGUGAAAAUCAUUUUUUGUUAGAGUGCUCAAAUAUUUUUUAAAAAUUGGAAGUUCAAGAAGCCAAUGGGUUUAAUUUGUCAAUGUAUCUGUUUACUGUCAUAUCACAAAUUCAAAGUAUGGUUGCAUGAACUACACACCAUGAAAAUUUGAAUAAAACAUCUUAAAAAUGAGUAUUGAAAUGCUUGUUCAAAAAUAAUGCUUAGUACUUCUACUGAGGAGUUUGAAUAUGAAUAGUUUUUAAUUUUAAUAAUUUUAUUUAUUUGUGAAUUGGUUAUUUUAGCCAGGGCAGUGCCAUCUUGUAUAAUUUUAUUCAUUUAAUCAUUUCCUCUUCCCAAAAUUAGGGAAGAUAAGAAUAUGCAUUAGCCUUUGGUCGACAGUGAAAUAUCAUAGUCAGAAAGAAGUCAUCUCUGUCUUUUUCUUUUGAAUUUCUUUUGUCCUUUUUAUAUUAUAAUUUCUCUGCUUCUGAUUCAGUUUCUUAUUCAUAGUCCAAAUAGGAUAUGCUCUGUGUGAUUGAGAAGAGGGGUGACAAAUACCUUUGAGCAUAUUUCAGUGUAAUUUGAAACGGGAUCCUUUGUUUUAAAAGUGGGCAGUUUGAAAAGAGUAGACUUGUUGAACUUAAAAACCAGAUUUCACUUAUCUAAUUAGGUUUCGCUUAAUAAUGAGAAGAACAGGAGUAGGCAGUUUUCCCUUUGAAUAUUUAGUGAGAUGGCUGAUACAUAGUCUAAUUUCAUAUUUAUUUAUCCUAAUAUCCUGUAAUGCUUUUGGUUAAUAAUAACCUAUUAUUCUAGAUAUAUAAGCCAAGUUGUUGAUAAUGAUGCAGAAGAGUUCCAAAUUUCUAUCAGCAGCCAGAUGUAGAAGUAUCUCCCAACCACUACAUAUACAGUACUGGCCUUUCAGCCCAUGAUGUUGUGCUGGCUUUAUAACCCCUCCUACAUAGCCCACUAUUUUACUAUCAUUAUUUUGCCUAUCUAAGAGUUUAUGAAAUGUCCCUAAAGUACCACUGUCCCUGGCAGAGUGUGCCAUGCAUGCACCAUUUAGUAAAGAAUUUACUCUUGACAUCCUUCCCCACCCACCCCAAUACUUACCUCCAAUCAUAAGACAUAGGAGCAGAAUUAGGUCACAUGGCAUAUCGAAUCUUCUUCAUUAUUUCAUCAUGGCUGAUUUAUUAUCCUUGUCACCCCAUUCUUCUGCCUUUUCCCCAUAACUUUCCAUGCCCUGACUAACCAAGAAACUAUCAACCUCUGCUUUAAAUGUACUUAAUGACUUAGCCUUCAUAGCCGUCUGUGGCAAUGAUCCACCAUCCUCUGGCUGAAGAAAUUCCUUCUCAGUUUUGUCCCACUGUUCUGAGGCUAUGCCCUCUAGUCCUAGACUCACCCACUAUGGGGAAACAUCUUCUCCACAUCCAGUCUGUCCAGGCAUUUCGAUAGUCAAUAGGUCAAUAGUCAACCCCCCCCCCCCCCCCCCACCAUUCUUCUAAACUCCAGUGAGUACAGGCUCAAAGCCAUUAAACCUCAUGAACCUCCUUUGAACUAUCUCCAAUGUCAGCACAUCUUUAGAUGAAGAGCCCAGAACUGCUCACAAGUGUCUGACCAAUGCCUUAUAAAGCCUCAGCAUCACUUCCUAACUUUUAUAUUUUAGUCCCUCAACGAAUGUUAACAUUACAUCUGCCCUCCUUACCACUGACUCAACCUGCAAAUUAACCUUAAGAGAAUUGUACACAAGUACUCCCAAGUAAAAAGCAAUGUGGCGUACAGGAUCACCUGCAGAGACUGCAGCAAGAACUACGUAGACCAGACAGGAUGUAAAUGCUCGACUCAUUUACGGGAACAUAAAUGGGCAGUACGAAGACACGAUCCAUUGUUGCUGAUAUCAGUACAUGAAUAUCAAGAAGGACACAAUGGAAGUUCUGGCACAGACAAAAGUAAAAAAUUUUAGAAGCAUGGCUGUCUUCUGAAAACUCUACACAAACAUAUUGAAAUCAAUGUCUCUACAAGCCUUUAAGAGCCAAUGGAAUUCAAAGGACAACUGAAGGGUUAGCCAAUCAGGACUGGAGCAAGAGAAUGGGGAGGGCACUGUAUAAAUGUGGGCACUCCCAGAGAGAAGCACUAACAACUACGCACUUGAAGAUCUCACCUUGACUAGUGAUGAAACAUCCACAAGCUUGGCAAACCCUGCAACAUACUGUUAUGAUUUUUAAAUUUUCUAUGCAUUUACAAAAAAGUCUUUGCCUUUAUUCCUUCUACUGAAGUGCAUGAUCAUACACUUCCUGAAAAAAUACCUGCCCCUCCACCUAUCUUUGUGUCAUCUGCAAACCUGGCCACAAACCGUUAAUUUCAUCAUCCAAAUCAUUGUCCUAUAAUAUGAAAAGAAACAGUCCCAAUGCUGGCAGAACACCACUUUGUCACCAGCUGCCAACCAGAAUAGGCCACCCCCCCUUAUUCAGACACUUUACCUCCUGCCCAUCUUCUAUCCAUGCUAGUAUUAUUCCUAUAACACCAUGGGUAUUUGUUAAGCAGCUUCAUGUUCAGCACCUUGUCAAAGGCCUUCUGAAAAAUCUAAGUAAAUAAUAGCCACUGUCUUACAUUUUCCCUUAAGGAAACCAUGCUAACUUUGGUAUACUUUAUCAUAUACCUUCAAGUAGCCCAAAAUCUCAUCUUCAAUAUUGGACUCCAACACCUUCCCAACCACUGAAGUGGGGCUAACUAUCCUUUCUUCUGCCUCCCACCCUUAGAGUGGAGUGACAGUUGCAAUUUUCCAGUUCUCUAGAAGUAUUUCUGAAUCUCCUUAAUAAUAGCAACUACCCUCACUUCUGCCCACUGACAUUCUUGAGUUCAUCUGCCAUUUUUUCUCCAUUACUACCUUUCCAGUGUCAUUUUCCAGGGGUUCACUAUCCAUUUUUGCUGUCUUUUACUCUUUAUAUAUCUGAAAAAACUUUCGGUAUCCUCUGGUAUAUUUGGCUAGCUUACUUUUUGUCUCCUUAUGAUUUUUUUAGUUGCCUUCCAUUGGGUUUUAAAAACUUCCCAAUUCUCUAACUUCCCAUUAAUUCUUACUAUAUGCCCUCUCUUGCUUUUAUGCUGCCUUUGACUUCCUUGUCACCUGCGGUUGCAUCAUUCUCCCUUUAGAAUACUACUUCAUCUUUGGGAUGUAUCUAUCCUGCACCUUCUGAAUUGCCCCCAGAAGCUCCAGCAGUUGCUGUUCUGCUAUCACCUCCCCCGCUAGUGUCCCCUUCCAAUCAACUUCGCCCAGCUCUUCUCUCAUGCCUCUAAUUCCAUCAACUCCACUGUAAUAUUGAUACAUCUGACUUAUCUUCUCCUAAGAUGCAAAGUGAAUUCUAUCAUAUUAUGAUCACUUCAUCCCAAGGGUUCCUUUAUCUUCAUCUGCUUAAUCAAAUUUGCAACUGGCUUCUGAUGCAACUUGUUGCAACUGCUUCUGAUGGGCCCUGAUAGGUCAUUUCCCAUCCCCACCAUAGUAUCAAAGAGGUAGACUUGUUGCGAUCACUUUCAAACUAUACUCCCUUCUGGCCGGAAGUCUGGCUAUAUUUCUAACAAUGCUUCUUGUAUACCUGCAUAUCAGGUCGCCUCUUAUCCUCAUUGCUCCAAGCAGAAAAGCCUCAUCUCACUCAACCUGUCUUCAUAAGAUAUGCCCUUUAGUUUAGGCAUCAUUCUGGUAAAUCUCUGCACCCUCUCUAAAGCUUCCACAUUAUUAUUAUUAUAAUGAGGCAACCAGAACUACUUGCAAUAUUCCAAGUUUGGUCGAACAGGAUUUUAUAAGUCUGGAAUGAGCAAAGAGACCAGAACAGAUCCCUGUAGAACACAACUGCUCAUUGACCUACAGACAAAACACUCCAAUUACUUAUCACCACCCCCAACAUUUUCUGCCUUCUGCAGGGACCACUCUUUCUGUGGUUCCCUGGUUCACUCAUCCCUUUCCAUCCUCAACACUUUCCCCUGCAUCCAUUGCACCCCAUUCUGCUUUGCCCACUGCAUUUAGUGUUUGUGAUAAUCACCUUCUCUACAUCGAUGAGACCAGGUGUAAAAUCUGUGACUGCUUGGCUGCACACAUGCACUCUUAUCUACAGUGGCCAUCUCAGGCUCCCAGUUGCAUGCCAUUUUAGUUUCCCACUCCAAAAUGACCUGCCUCCCCUGCCAGGAUGUGGCACUACAGUUUAUAUUCCACUCGAGUAGCCUGCGAACCAAUGUUAAGAAGUAGCUCAUCAUUCCUUUCAUGUCAGGUUCUGUUUAUCACCUUCCUUAUUUGAUUCCAGAAUCUGCAACCCUUCGUCUCCACCUUGCAGAUUUUCAUUUUCUGUCUUUUACCCUCUCCGCCCCUCUCCCCCUCUCUCUCACCCCCCCCCUCCUCUGUCCCUACCCCCUCCACCUUCAUCCCUGUGUAAAUGUCAUGGUGUAUUUUCUUCGUGUUAGGCACAAGAUGUACAGGAAGUGUAAUUUGUCUAAUUUACUUUAGGUCUCUAAGUGUUCAUCUAUUUCCUAGAUCACUAAUCUUUAAAAUAUUACAGCAGCAUUUCCCUGCCUUUGAAUUAUUGAAGCUCCCUCUGUAAGCACAUUCAUAAAAAUGGCCUUGUGCUUAGAACCCCAAACUGGAAAGAAUUAAAUUUAAUUUCCACAUACCGUUCUCUCUUGAAGUAGAGAGCUAGGAUUUCCUGCACUAGAUUUUGACCCUAUGCUUUCCUUUGAUUAGGUUUCUAGUGCUCUUUUGUUGGUGUUCUGGUCUGCAAAUACUUGUAUGUGAUUAGCUUUUUCUCUUUUUUUUACAAUGGGAGCUUGUCCUGUAAUUACUAAUUGCAUUUAAACCUAUAAGCUAUUCUCCCUGUCUUGUGCAUUAUCAAAAGAUGUGCAAGAUGAAUAAUAACAUUUAAAUGCAGUGGAUUCUGGUUAAUGGAGACUUAUCAGGACCAGUACAUUUUGGUCCAAUUAAGCAGCUGUCCCAAUUAGCUGAAGUUUCAUGGAAAUGGAGGUAGAUAUAUAUAAAUUUGAAAAUAUAACUACAGUACUAGAAAACUGUAAGAACUCCUAACAGUUAUCGACGGAGGAAUUCAUCCAGUGUACGCAAUGAAGAAAAUCAGCACAGGCUUCUAGUGUAGAUAAUAGGCUGUCUUCUUACAGCGCUAUCGACAUUGCAUCCUCCAAAUCUUAAUUUUUGUUGUAACAUUCAAGAUGAUUGUUGAUACCUUCAAACUCCUCCAAGUUGAAGUAGUUAAUUACACUCCCAGCUGUUUUUGGCAUCACCAAGUCUGAAUGCUGAGCAAAACCGUUUAUUUCUUGCCAACUAUCAGAAAAUUUACUGCUUUUUUAAACACAAUCAUGCACAACUGAUGUUAUGGGUCUGCUCUAGACAUGGUGUAGCGUCUAAUGGCCACACAAGUGCGCCUGACUGAUUCUAGUUAGAACCUGUUCAAGUCUCCUACUCCAAUUAUGCAGCAUAGUGUCCCAAAUAAAUGAAAGGAAUACCGGCAAUUUUCUUGAUUAGAUUUUGUUCUUUAAGAGUUGUCCCAAAUAACCAGCUGCCCUAAUUAACUGAUUGUCUAAUUAAGCAGAACCCACUGUACUUCUGGUCUUGUAUUAAAACAACCCUGAUUGCCAAUCAGCAAUUUCUUCCCUCUUUUUAUUUUAAGCAGAGAAUUUUUACUUUGGGAAGGGAUAAAGUGUUUGUAGUUAAAAAGAGUUGUCUAUUUGUCUCUUUCUGUGUCUUUGAAGUAAAUACAAAAACUCUGGUACAAAAUUAGUUUUCGAGAAGAAAGAUAUGCAAUUAAAAUGAUUUUGAGGAUAAUGUUGCUGUUAAUGGAAUUUUAUGUCUUCCUUUGAUGUAAAUGAUUUAACUUAAUUCAUCAUGCCUCAAAAGUUUCUAAUGUUGCUACUGGCAAAACAUCUUCUGGGAUAUGACUGAAGCCUUUUGAUGCAAAAGGGAAAACACCCAAUAAUAGUUCCUUGCAGCUAUGUCUGAGGAGCGUGUCAGAUUGAAACCAAGUGGAAGCAAUUUGUUUUCAUGAUUAUGAAGAAAUAAAAAGUAUUUAAAGUUGAAGUAAUUUAUGCUGACUAAACAUUCUACUAAAAUAUUUCCUUGUGCAAAGAAAGGGAUUCAGAAGGAGAAACUGAAUCAUGCAGUUUCUAGUAUCACAGGAUCUUUCCUUUUCUUGUGUGUGUGUGUGUACACAGUAUGAAUGAUAUAGUGCUUGAACU